This is a messenger RNA of Orcinus orca (killer whale), 1338 nucleotides long. RefSeq names its product kallikrein related peptidase 8 (gene KLK8). Lineage: Eukaryota; Metazoa; Chordata; Mammalia; Artiodactyla; Delphinidae. Gene Ontology annotation, molecular function: serine-type endopeptidase activity. The transcript has 4 exons. The record is from RefSeq and is a predicted model, not a curated record. Gene Ontology annotation, biological process: neuron projection morphogenesis; proteolysis; memory.
GAACACAAUAUUGUAAAACAACUAUACCCCAGUUAAAAAAGAAAGUUAGAGAUUCCAGCCCCUCCUCCCUCAAGAUUCUCCGCUCAGCCCCUGAGCCUCUCCUCACUCAUGACCAGGGUUCCAGUUCCCUGCUGCUCCGCCGGCCCCCGAGUGGGAGGAGCUGGGUUAGGGGGCUGGUGGUCCCAGUUAAGAGGCUCCAGAGUCUGUGCAGGCAGGCAAAGCUGAAGCUCGGGGUGCUCUUCCUCCGGAUCCGAAUCAGCAGGUAACCCCGCCCCCCGAGUUCCGUAAGGUCAGAGGCCAGAGUUCUCAGACACAGGCAUCAGCCCCCUGAGCUCCCUCCUCCAGGGCCCAGGACCUCAGCCUCUGAUCCCUUCCUCCCUUGAGGCCCAGGAAUCCGCACCCCAGCCCCUGCUCUCCAAGACUGAGGAGUCCCAGCUCCCAGUUCCCUUUCCCUUCAGACCGGGCGUCCGGGGUCCUAACUCCCUCCUUCCUUGGAAUGUAGGAAUCCAGCCCCUGAGCUCCCAGCCCCUCAGAUUCAGGAAUCUGGAGCCCCAUCCCGUUCUUCAGAGCCAGGGAUCUGGGUCCCCAGCCCCUUCCUCCAGUGGGACCCAGAAGCACUACUCCAGAAGCUCUGCUUCCUCUGCAAUCCCAAGACCCCUAGGGUCUCAGCCCUGUCCUGUCUGUCUCCCGGACCCCACCAUGGGACAUCCCACAGCUGCUGCAGAGUCAAUCUAGAUGUUCCCGCUCUUGCUGUUGGAAUCCCGGGCAGGACACUUGAGAGCACAGGAGACCGAGGUGCUGGAGGGCCAGGAGUGCAGGCCCCAUUACCAGCCCUGGCAGACGGCCUUUCUCCAGGGUGUCCAGCUAAUAUGUGGGGAUGUUCUCAUAGAUGACCACUGUGUCCUCACAGCAGCCCACUGUAAAAAAAGGAAAUACACAGUCCGCCUGGGAGAUCACGGUCUGCAGAAUAAGGAUGGGUCAGAACAAGAAACGGCUGUGGCUCAGUCCAUCCCACACCCCUGCUACAACAGCAGCAACAAGGACCACAACCAUGAUCUGAUGCUCAUUUGACCAUGUGAAUGGGCAUCCCUGGGGCUCAAAGUGAAGCCCAUCAACCUGGCAGAUCACUGCCCUCAAGUUGGCCAGAAGUGCACCAUCUCAAGCUGGAGCUCUGUCACCAGCCCCCAAGAGAAUUUUCCUGACACCCUCAACCGCACAGAAGUAGAAAUUAUUCCUGAGAAGCAGUGUGAAGAUGCCUACCCUGGGCAAGUCACAGAUAGUAUGGUCUGUGCAAAUGAAAGCAGUGGGGCUGAUACAUGCCAGGUGAGUGACUUCUGA